CAUAUGCAGGUUUUAUUUGAUGAUGUGAAAACAAAGAAAUGGUUUCAAUUCAUUUUUUGGGGAUCAGUAUUUAAGGUCACAUUCCCAUUCUUUGAAGUUUCACACACAUCGUCCUGUCAGUCGGACUCCGGAGUGUAAACCUGCACAACCCCUCAGAAUUUCAUCUUUCUGGAGGAUUGAACUCAACUGAAACCAUGACCAACAAUUCCCUACCCGCCAAUUACUAUAACGACGACUAUGGCGAUGAAGCUUGCAACCAGACAGAAGUCUUUAAGUUUGGAGCCAUCUCCACCUCCGUGUUUUUCUCCAUCGUGUUCGUCCUGAGCCUGGUUGGAAACUUCCUGGUUCUUGCGAUUCUGCUCCGGUAUGAGAACAUCAGAUCCGUCACCAACACCUUGAUCCUGAACCUGGCAGUGUCCGAUCUCUUGUUCACAGCAAGUUUGCCUUUCUGGAUCUACUACGACCUUCAUGGCUGGACUUUGGGGCAACCGACGUGCAAACUGGUGAACUGGGUCUUCUACACUGGUUUCUGCAGCAGCAGCAUCCUCCUGGUCCUGAUGACUGUCCACCGCUACAUCGCUGUCAUGAAUCCUCUGUCUAACAUCGUGUCCGCCGCAGGCUUCCCCAGUAUCGUGGUCACUGUGGUUGUUUGGGUUGUGAGUAUUCUGAUUGCUAGUCCGAGCUUCAUCUUCUCCGAAGUGACUAAACACGAGGAUUCUUUACUUUGCUUCUAUCCAGAACGUGUGGGGAAAUUCUGGGUGUUCUAUCAGCAAAAUGUUUUUUUCGUAGUGAGCUCAAUUGUAUUUAUUUUCUGUUAUUCCAAGAUCUUAUCCAGAUUGAUGGGUAAUAAGGUCCAGAGACGAAAAAAUCGAACUUUAAAACUCAUCUUCAUCCUUGUGGUUGUGUUUUUCAUUGAGUGGACGCCGUACAAUUACGUCAUCUUUCAAAUGUCUCGGGAUGUUUUAACUGAGAACGAUGGUCAUGACUGUGGCUCCUUCACAAGGCAAAUGUACGCCUACUACAUCAGCAGGAUGCUCGCCUUUUCCCACUGCUGCCUCAACCCCGUCUUCUAUGUUCUUCUGGGCGUCAAAUUUAAAAACCAUCUGAAGAAGAUGCUGCAGCGCUGUACCAGCGACAGCCACAGCAUCCCGACCCGACCCAGCCGAAACACCAUCAUGUCUGUCACAAGCGAAGAGUUGUCCAUGUAAUUUAUUCUGAAAGGGUACUCGGAACUUCCUGAACCUUGCGGCUUAUAGUUUGACAAUAAAAAUGAUCAUUUUAUCAAAUUUAAUUCUAAUCUACAGUUUUAAGCUUUUAUUUUGUUAAAUGGUAAAUGGUAAAUGGCGUAUACUUGUAUAGCGCUUUCUACCCUCCUUCAA
Messenger RNA from Oryzias melastigma (Indian medaka), 1379 nucleotides. Its product is annotated as chemokine XC receptor 1. Gene Ontology annotation, molecular function: chemokine receptor activity. Gene Ontology annotation, cellular component: membrane. The transcript has 2 exons. Gene Ontology annotation, biological process: G protein-coupled receptor signaling pathway; chemotaxis; immune response. Lineage: Eukaryota; Metazoa; Chordata; Actinopteri; Beloniformes; Adrianichthyidae. Bases 195 to 1208 code for a protein of 337 amino acids. The record is from RefSeq and is a predicted model, not a curated record.